AUGUUGUGUGGCCAAAAGGAUGCUACUGUAAAGCAGCAGGUAUUAGAGGCGGUUUUUGAAGGGGAAAACAACAUACCAGAUGAGAAAAUACCAGAGGCGAAAAUAUCAGAUGAGAAUGAACGUAGUGCUGCAAGUGGUGCAAGUUGUAAUAGUAGUAGUAUUGGAAAGGUUCACAACUGGACACAGUCGGAAGAAGUUCUGUUGAUUACUUUGAGAAGUGAUAUAGAGUCGAAAUUUGUUGGUGCCAAGGCUCAUGAAACACUAUGGAAUGAAAUUCAAAAGAAAAUGGAAAAACAAGGGGUAAAAAUUUCUGUUGCUCAAAUAAUAAACAAAUGGAAAAAUAUGAAAAAACGUUACAAGGAGGUUAUUGACGCAAACAAUAAAACUGGAAACAAUGCUGUUAGUUGGAAGCACUAUGACAAGUUUAAUGAAUUGUAUGGGAACAAAGCUUCCACAAAACUGCAAGCAUCUUAUGAUUCAGGUCUUCAAGGGGCAUCAGCUCAAUUACAUGCUAAACCUAACGAGGGAGAAAACAAUAUUGCUAAACCAUCCUGUUCUGGAAAAAAUUCUGUUGGAAAGUCUGCCAAAAAAAGAAAACGGGGUGAUCUGUAUGACAUUAUUGAAAAAAUUAAUGAUAAUGCACAGGAUUCAUUAAUUGAAAUAAAGAAUCAUAAUGAGAAACAGCUUCAAAAACUUGAUAGAUUUCUGGAUCUCUAUGAAAAGUCAAUUUCUGGUAAAGGUAAAAAUGAUGAGACUGAUUAGGGCAGAAAUAAAUUGAAUUAUUUUGACAUUGAGGGUUCUCAUUUUAUUUUUCCUGUCGAAAGCAAAGGAGCUGUGAUUUUAAAUUGUUUCUUCUAUCAUAGCUAAGCUAUAUAUGUUUUAGUGAGAUUAUUUUUGGUUAAAAAUAUAGAUUUAUGGAUUAAAUCGAAAAUUAUAUAUUUGCUUUUUGAAAUGUUUUUCCUGUUUUUUUUUGUAUUAUUCUUGAUAAAAAAUCAGGGUAUGUGUCGGAUAGAAUUUAUUUAGUUUUAUUUUAUGUUUUGCUCUUUGUCUCGCCUGUAACGAAAAAUCAUGAAGGCGACAUAACGACGAUAGAUAAUCAAAAAAUCUACUGUGAUGUUAAAGUUUUAUACUUUCAAAAAGUGUUUUCGUUAAACAUUGUUGGAUAUUCACAAAACUUUUCCUAUAUUAAGAAUGGUGUCCAAAUUCAAAUUUAAAAAAAAAUAAAAUCACAAUUUUCUGAAAUUUAGCAGAUAACUGGACAACGUGCUUUUUUGCUACAAAAUUCUUUGUUAACCCUUAAAUUAAAGUUUUAUAAACUGCCAUAAAAUUGUCAAAGUAAUGCUGGCAUCUUUUUAAAAUUGGCACACAAUAUUAUUACCAGAAAGAUUGUCUCUGGAUAUUUCUUUUAAUAUGUUUAUUUGGUACUUUUCAGAUAUCUGGACUUUUUUUUUGCGAUUAUUUUAAUGUUAACUAUGCUUAAGUUUUGUAAACUUUGAUAAAUUUGUUUAACCAAAUUCAGAUCCUCACAGAUAUAUAUGGGCUGGGUUAAUUUUUGAUUUGCAGGUGAGAUGAGGUUGUGCAGAAAUUGUUGAUAAAAUCAGGAUAUUUAAGUUUUGUUAUAAUUUUUACUUUUGUUUUAGAUAUGUUUAUGUACUGUUAAAAUGUGUUUUUUUUCCAUUUUGUUGAUUAAACAUUUCCAUGA
Molecule: messenger RNA, 1702 nt
Organism: Mytilus trossulus (common blue mussel)
Lineage: Eukaryota; Metazoa; Mollusca; Bivalvia; Mytilida; Mytilidae
Exons: 3
Coding region: 1-762 (253 amino acids)
Source: RefSeq, a predicted model, not a curated record